ACGCACCCAACACUGUUGGGGCUUCAAUGGAUAUGAAAGGGGAUAUAAUCAAACAGAUCAAUACGGCGUUUAUCGAUAUGGCUUCGUGUUCUAUAUAUAUGGUAGAUAUUCUAGGGCGUUUAAUCGGCUUCACCACUACGACGGCUGUAGAUUUUUUUGCAGAUUUGAAUUCGCGAUUUUAGUUUGAGAAUACGAGUACUACGAAGAGAUGGAUCAUGCCUGUCAUAUGAGAGAAACAGUCACAAUUAAUGCACAUAGG
Molecule: messenger RNA, 259 nt
Organism: Trichoderma atroviride IMI 206040
Lineage: Eukaryota; Fungi; Ascomycota; Sordariomycetes; Hypocreales; Hypocreaceae
Source: RefSeq, a predicted model, not a curated record